AUGGACCGAUUAGGUCUUUAUGUUUUAGCCGUGUUAUUUUUAAUCCAUGGACCCCAUAUCAUACAAGGUCAGUGCACCAGUGGUCAGUUUCAGUGUAAUAAUGGUCAAUGCAUAGAUCAAGACUGGAGGUGUGAUGGAACGAAGGACUGCCCAGACGACUCUGAUGAAUUGAACUGUCCAUCACCCUCCUGUAGCUCUCAGCAGUUCAAGUGCUUGACUGGAGGAGAGUGCAUUCCUUUAGCAUUUGUAUGUGAUGGGGAGCCAGACUGCACAGAUGGCUCUGAUGAGCAAAGGGCAUGUGGUGGUCAGACAUGCAGCACAGAGCAGUUCACCUGUCGAGAAGGGCAGUGCAUUCCCAAACAAUACCAAUGUGAUCAUGUAUCAGACUGUGUUGACAACUCUGAUGAAAACAACUGUAACUACCCAGCCUGCACUGAGAAGACAUGCACUAAUGGAGCAUGCUACAACAACACUCAACACUGCAAUGGGAUACUAGACUGUCGAGAUGGAUCAGAUGAAUUCAACUGCAGUGAGUGUACAAGGCAUUGUCAGCCACAUCAGUUUGAAUGCACUAAUGGAUACUGCAUCCCAAUGCCCUUUCUCUGUGAUCACUGGGAUGACUGUGGGGACAACAGUGAUGAGCAAAACUGUGAGUAUCAGACCUGUAGUGGGUCAGAGUUCUCCUGCAGUAAUGGACGCUGUAUGCCUCAGCAGUGGGUGUGUGAUGGCAUCAACGACUGUGGGGACUUCAGUGACGAGAAUGGAUGUGACCCAGGAACCCGCGACUGUUACCCUGGCGAGUGGCCCUGUCCGGGCUCUUCAGUGUGUGUCCCCAUAAACAAAGUGUGUGACAAUCACCCCGAUUGUCCCAGUGGAACAGAUGAGACCAACACUACAGCACAGCUAACCUGUGGUUUACACCAGUGUUCUGCUCUAAGCUGUGAAUACCAAUGUCAUUCCAGUCCUCAGGGCGGAGCCUGCUACUGUCCCGAUGGCUUCACUGUUGCCAAUGACAGCCGUUCCUGUGUGGACUAUGAUGACUGUAAAAUUUGGGGAAUCUGUGAUCAGUUCUGUGAGGAUCGACCAGGCACACAUCAUUGCAGUUGUGCAAACGGAUACUUCCUGGAGCAUGGUCAUGUCUGCAAGGCCAAUAUUUCAGGGGGUUUACCACAGCUGAUCUUCACAGAUGGACGGGAUAUUAAGAUGGCAGACAUACAUGGGCGGUUUGUUAGAACUCUGGUCCAAUCAGAUGGUAAAGGUUACGCGGUGGGCGUUGGCUACAACUGGCACUCUCAACGGAUCUUCUGGACAGACACCAAUUCUCAGAAGGUAUACGCCAUAAACUUUGAUGGUGGGGAUAAGACAGUGGUGCUGUCUGAAGCAGUGCACUAUGCCCAGAAUGUGGCUGUGGACUGGAUCAACUUAAAGCUUUACUUUGUGGAGGAACGCGUGGAGAGGAUUGAAGCAUGUGAUUAUGAUGGGGGGAACCGUGUCACCCUAAUUGCAGAAAAUCUAGUGACCCCUCAUGGGCUUGCUCUGGACCCAAUAGUAGGAUAUAUGUUCUUCACAGACUCUGGCUUUAACACAGAUGAUGUUAAACUGGAGCGGGCCUUCAUGGAUGGUAGUAACAGGUUUGAGUUGAUUAAGACCAGACUUGGUUCCCCUACUGGUAUCACCCUGGAUUUGGUCACCCAAAGGGUUUACUGGACAGACAGCCAUUUUAACCUUGUUGAAACAGUCACUUACAGUGGCUUGGACAGGAAAACAGUGCUCAAUGGAGGUCAUCAGGUUCCUCACCCAUUUGGGAUUGCAGUGUUUGAGAAUCACGCCUAUUUCACCGACUGGGUCAAGAUGGGUGUCAUUCGGACCAACCGCUUUAAUGGCAGUGACCCAACUUUUCUCUACCGCUCUACUAACAGACCUGGACAAAUUGUGGUCUCCCAUCCAGUCCUUCAGCCCAUCGUGAUAAAUCCAUGCGGCAGACACAAUGGAGGGUGUCAGCAAAUCUGCCUUCUGAGUCACCGCACUGACAACGAUGGGCUGGGUUACCGCUGCAAGUGUCGCCUAGGAUAUGACCUCCAGCCGGAUGGCCACACCUGCUUUAAGAUUAAAGAUUAUUUACUGGUAGCUUAUGCGAAAGCAGUCAGGGGGAUUCCCCUGAACGUGUCCUCCCAGGAAGAUGUCACCCUACCGCUCGCUGGCCUGGCCGAAACCUUCUCUGGCACUGCAGUAGAGUAUGACAGCUCAGUGGAGACUGUGUUCUACAAUGACCGCACAUGGCAGCUCAUUUACAAAUCACCCAUCAAUGGCACCUCACAGGAGAUCUUGACAGGUUACAGAGUGGGCUCUGUGGAGUCUAUGGCAUAUGACUGGACCUCUAAGAUACUCUUCUGGACAUCCAGCUCAUAUCGUACUGUCUCAGCUUUUAAAGUAACGGAUGGAUCCAGACGGGACAUUGUUAAGAAUUUGAAGUACCCCCGGGGUAUUGCUGUGCACCCCAGUGCAGGGCACCUCUUCUGGUCCGAUUGGUACCGGCCAGCUGUAAUCACCAGAGCAUACACAGAUGGAAGCAAUGCUAUUCCUCUAAUUAACACCACACUUGGCUGGCCUAAUGGACUCGCCGUGGACUAUCUAAUGGAUCGGCUGUACUGGGUAGAUGCACAGCUUGACCGGAUUGAGCAUGUGAGCAUUGAUGGGCUGGAUCGACAGGCUUUUUCCAGUAUCGGACAAAUCACUCAUCCAUUCUCGCUUACCUUACACUCAGAUCAUCUUUUUGUGUCAGACUGGAGAACAAAUUCAGUGUUCCGAAUGAGGAAGAGGGAUGGUGGAGAAAAUAUAAUACUCAGAAAGGGCAUCUUUGGCAUAAUGAAUGUCAAGGCCUAUUCAUCUGAUUUUCAGGACUUAUUCAAAAGCAGAUGCAACCUGAUUUCAAACGGCCGCUGCAGUCACUUCUGUUUCCCUAUACCUGCGUCCAACCGGGUGUGCGGCUGUCCCUAUGGCAUGAAGUUGCAGGAGAACCAGAGGGACUGUGUGAAGGAUGACUCUGAGCCCCCACCAGAUAAUAGCUGCGGAGACUACGCUUUUCCAUGUGAUGAGGGUCGCUGUGUACCUAAUUCAUACCGCUGUGAUGGUGUGAGCGACUGCAUCGACAAGACAGAUGAAGCUAACUGUACAGAGCCAGGGACAACUUGCUCUCCAUAUGCCUUCACCUGUGGGAACAAGCACUGCAUCCCUGCUAGAUGGCGCUGUGAUGGGCACGAUGACUGUGGUGACGGGACAGAUGAGAAUAACUGUCCCACACGUGGUCCAACCACCUGCGCAUCCCACCACUUCCCUUGCACCAAUGGAAACUGUAUCCCAAAACCAUGGGUGUGUGAUGCCUUCAAUGACUGUGGUGAUGGUUCUGAUGAGAGAGAGUGCAAUUCCACUAUUAGCACCUGCAGGCCGGGCUACUUCCUGUGUCCAGAUCACCGCUGUAUUUAUGGCUCAUAUGUCUGUGAUGGAGACCAGGACUGUUUGGAUGGCUCUGAUGAGAAGGACUGUGACUUCUCCUGUGGAAUGUACGAGUUUGCUUGUGCCAGUGGAGACCAGUGUGUGAGUCAGAGCUACCGCUGUGAUGGAGUUUAUGACUGCAGGGAUCACUCAGACGAGAGUGGCUGUCCCACACGUGGGCCAGGCCUGUGCCAUGACAAUGAGUUCCAGUGUCAGGUCGACGGAUUCUGUAUUCCAAAGGUGUGGGAAUGUGAUGGCCAUCUGGACUGUGAGGAUGGCUCUGACGAGCACAACGGCUGCCCACCCCGAACCUGCAGAUCUGGAGACUUCCAGUGUGCUAAUGGCAACUGUGUGCCUCAGAGCUGGGUUUGUGAUGGUGACAAUGACUGCAGGGAUAUGAGUGAUGAGAUGAACUGUCCCACUCCACCAUUCAGCUGCCCAUCAGGCCAGUGGUUGUGUCCCACAGACCAGGUGUGCAUCACAGAGUCUCAGGUGUGUGAUGGCCAGAGAGACUGUCCCAAUGGAGCGGAUGAGUCUCCCCUCUGCAAUGAAGAUGACUGUCAAGUGAAUAAUGGGGGCUGCAGUGAUGGUUGUAUUCAGGGCCCAUUUGGAGCUCAGUGCAUCUGUGACCCAGGAUUCCAGCUGUUGAAUGACUCGAAGACCUGUGAUGACAUAAACGAGUGUCUGAUCCCUGGCUUCUGCAGCCAGGCAUGCUUCAAUGAGCGAGGGUCCUUCCGAUGCUACUGCCAGGAUGGUUACCAGCUGGAGCCUGAUGGCCGCAUAUGCAAAGCCAACUCCCCAGGUGAAGCCUCACUUCUGGUGGCCAAACGCUACGAGAUUGUAUCUAACCGCAUCAACUUCAGGCCACCCAUCAUCCAACCCAUAGUCAGUGGCCAAAGCAUCGUCACUGUAGACUUUGAUAAUGUCAACAAAAGAAUCUACUGGGGUGAUAACUCUCAGAAAAUGAUCUUCAGUUCAUUCCAGAAUGGCACAGACCAACGCCAGGUGUUCUCCUCAGGCCUGAUGGUACCUGAAAGUAUAGCAGUGGAUUGGGUGGGUAGAAACCUUUACUGGACUGACUAUGUCAUGGAGAAUAUUGAAGUAUCCACUCUUGAUGGCCGCUUCCGGAAGAUUCUGAUUACCAAGAAUGUCACCAGCCCUCGUGGACUGGCUCUAGAUCCCCGCAACCAUACCAAUAUAUUGUUCUGGUCAGACUGGGGUCAGAACCCCCGUAUAGAACAGGCAAGCAUGGAUGGCUUGGCAAGAAGAGCAAUUGUGACCAGUAAGGUAUAUUGGCCUAAUGGACUAACCCUGGAUUACACAACCAGAAGAGUAUACUUUGCUGAUGCCUACCUAAAAUAUAUUGACUACUGUGACUACGAUGGCAAAAACCGGCAUCAAGUCUUUGCAAGUGACAUGGUUCUUCAGCAACCCCAUGGUAUAACCAUCUUUGAGGACAACAUCUACUGGAGUGACCGGUACAAUGGUCAAAUCAUGAGGACUAACAAAUUUCAUGGAGGAAACAUCACCAUCCUUCUGUCUGGUGUAUAUCAGGCCAUGGGUAUCGUCAUGGAUCACCCUGUAAAGCAGCCUUUAGCGCUUAACCCCUGUGCGAUCCAUACGUGCAGUCAGUUAUGCUUGCUAUCGAGCUUAAGACCUCGAUACUACACAUGUGCCUGUCAGUCUGGUUGGAACCUUGACAAUGAUGGCCGUACUUGUAUUAAAGAUGACACACCAUUCCUGAUGGUUGUCAGGGAUACAGUGAUAAUGGGAAUUCCUCUCAACCCCAGUGACACAUCCAACAAUGCCAUGGCCCCAAUUUCAGGCAUCACACAGGGCAGAGACAUUGAUUUUGAUGACCAAGAGCAGUUUGUCUACUGGGUGCAAGGCUCUGGCUCUAUUUAUAGAAGUAAGACUGACGGGGCCAAUCGAACUCAGUUUGCACCAGCUGCGAUCAUUGGUUCUCCCUCUGGUCUGGCAUUUGAUUGGAUAACACGAAUCAUGUACUACACCAAUCCCUCCAAUAAGGCCAUUGAGGUUAUUAGGGUUGAUGGAUCUCAACAUUACAGGAAGACUAUCAUCACAAACACAGGGAAACCAGAGGGAGCUGGACAGCCAAUAGGAAUAGCUCUUGAUCCAGCCAGGGGGAAACUGUUCUGGACAGACCGAGGGACAGACAGUGGAGUUCCACCAAAGGUGGCCAGUGCAGACAUGGAUGGUGGUAAUCUCAAAAACCUCUACACAGGUAACCUGGGCAACAUUGAGUUUAUCGCCACAGACAUUGAAGCCAGGAAGCUCUACUGGGGUGUCCCUCAAACUGGGAUGAUUGAGUGUGGAACAAUGGAUGGUGUGAGCAGGGUGACUAUUGUUAGUGGCUUAUCUCAUCCCUGGGGCAUCACUGUCUACCAAAAUUACCUCUACUACACUGACCUUGACUACGAGGUCAUUGAGAGAGUCGACAAGAACACGGGCGCAGACAUGGUGGUGAUGAGGAGUGGCAUGGCUGGGGUGCGGGCACUAAAAGUGUAUGCCAGAGACAACUCUGCUGGAACCACCAACACUUGCAGCACCAACAAUGGUGGAUGUCCUCACCUGUGUCUGCCAAAACCUGAUGGACAGAAGACUUGCGCCUGCACCACAGGUUUCAUCCCAUCUCAGGAUGGCUCCCGCUGUGAGCAGUACGACUCUUAUGCUGUAGUGUCCUCUCCCAGAUUUAUUAGAGGAUUCCACAUCAACAGUUCAGACCACUCUGAGGCCAUGGUUCCUGUGGGAGCUAGUACUUACUCUAUUAUUGACAAGUUGGACAUGCACAUCGCCUCUGGCUUCCUGUACUGGAUUGAUAACAGCACCUACUCAUCCUACAGAGGUCUUUACAGGGCCAAGACAGAUGGCUCCCGCUAUUCUUCUGUCAUCACUCAGUUAGGCACUGGAAGGAUUCAAGGCUUGGCUGUAGAUUGGAUAGCAGGAAACUUGUACUUUACUAUCGCAUAUACCACUCAGACUUACUUAGAGGUGUUACGUCUGAACUCAAGUGAUCGACUGAUCCUGUUAAAGAGUUCUGUGGAUCGUCCCCAAGAUCUCGCCAUCAGCCCCAAAUUGCGUCUGCUCUUCUGGACUGAUGCUGGCCAGUCACCUAAGAUCGAGAGCGCUCUUUUAGAUGGUACCAAUCGGACUAUUCUUGCGUCUGAAAGCCUAUCAUCUCCCCGAGGCCUUACAAUUGACUACACCAAUGACUUCCUCUUCUGGGUUGAUGAUGCACUAGAUAUGAUCUCAUGUAUGGCAGCUGACGGUUCUCAGCGACAGAUUGUACGAUACGGUAGUCGUUACCCCUCCCCGUACAGCGUUGCCAUCUUUGGCAACUACAUGCUCUGGGUGGAUCGCAAACUGGGCAAACUCUUUCAGGCCAGCAAGCUCCCUGGGAAUACAGACACUCCUGAGGUCAUCCGAGAUGGCAUUGAGGAUCUGACAGAUGUUGCAGUGUUUGACCCCCAUGUUCAGCCCACUGCCGCCAACCAGGUAGGUUUCAACCCCUGCCAAGAGGACAAUGGGCGCUGCCAACAGUUUUGCUUUGCGAUGCCUGAGCAGCAGCAGCCCAAAUGCGGCUGUGCCCAUGGCUCUCUGCUCAGCAAUGGAGUCUCUUGUGGAUUUGGCCUUGAUGAGUACCUUAUCUUCACCACGGAUUACUCACUGAACAGUAUCAGGCUGAACCCAGAUGACCACAGUUUCCCAUUUCCCACUUUUAAUCUGGGCUAUGGUGUAAUGGCUUUGGAGUUUGACUUUCAGGACAAGAGAGUGUUCUUUACACAGUACCUGGGUUUAGGAAGGAGUAAAAUAGGAUACAUCACAACCACAAGUAGCACCAGCCCUCCAAUCAUCAUAGCCAGCGAUCUGGAUGAUCCUGAAGGUCUGGCCUAUGACUGGAUCCACAAACGUCUUUAUUUUACAGAUUAUUAUAAUCGAAGUGUGCAGGCUAUGGGAGUAGAUGGCCAAAACCGUUCCUUCAUCGCACACACCAACCGCCCCAGAGCCAUUGUAGUGGAUCCCUGCUAUGGAUACCUGUACUGGACUGACUGGGGAUACCCUGCUAAAAUUGAACGAGCCACGCUUGGUGGAAACUUCCGGAUCCCUAUAAUAAACACAAGCCUUUCUCAGCCUAAUGCUCUGUCUUUGGAUUAUGAGGAAAGACUGUUGUACUGGGCUGAUUCAGCACUGGAUAUGAUCGAGCGUGCCUCUUUGACUGGAGAGAAUAGGGAAGUCAUUCUUAGUCAGACACAGUACCCAUUUUCUGUGACCGUGUUCCAGCAGGACAUAUACUGGACUGACUGGAACACUCGGACUGUGUAUCGUGCCAGCAAGGACGAUGGUUCUGGACUGACUAUAAUGGCCAAUGAGCUGCAAUAUAGACCCAAUGACGUGCAUGUCUUCUCUGCCAGCAAGCAGGAGAGCUGCUUGAGUCCCUGCCAGCUGUUCAACGGAGGCUGCAGCCAUGUCUGUGUCCCAGGUCCAGCUGGUCCAGAGUGUCAGUGUCCCAGCACUGGUAACUGGUAUCUGGCCAACAAUGGGAAAGACUGUAUCCACGACAAUGGGCAGCGGUGCCAUCCAGAUCAGUUCACCUGUCUUGAUGGAAGCUGUUUGUCUCAGCGCUGGAAGUGUGAUGGCUACAAGGACUGUAAAGAUGGCUCCGAUGAGCUUGAGAGAGUGUGUGCCUUCCAUACCUGCUCACCCACUGAAUUCACCUGUGAUAAUGGGGGCUGUGUGCUGCUGUACUAUGUGUGUGACUACACAAAUGACUGUGGCGAUAACAGCGACGAAAAUGGCUGUCCCUUCCCAACCUGUAACCCUACAACAGAGUUUACUUGUGCCAACGGACGCUGCAUCAGUGCUGCUUUUGUGUGUGAUGGAUUCAAUGACUGCCGAGAUAAUGGCACCACAGAUGAGAUUAACUGCCCGGACAGAACCUGCGCACCUGGCUUAAUAAAAUGUGACAAUACCAACAUCUGCAUCUCUCCGAAUAGCUUGUGUGAUGGCUUUAACAACUGUGGGGACAACAGUGAUGAAAAUCCACUCUUCUGUGCUAGUCGGACGUGUUCUGCAGAGGAGUUCCGCUGUGAUAAUGGGAAAUGUAUUCCCCAGACAUGGGUGUGUGAUCGCAUCCCAGAUUGUUUGGAUGGCACAGAUGAGCCCCCCACCUGCGAGGAUCAUGUUGUGACCUGUAGCCCACAGCAGUUCAGUUGUGCGAAUGGAAACUGCAUUCAGGGAUCUUUCAUAUGUGAUGGCAACAAUGACUGUGGAGACAACAGUGAUGAGGCCCCAGAACUGCAGUGCGGAUCAAGGACUUGCAGCCCAAGUGAUUUCACAUGUCCAACUUGGUUACCGGGCUCUCCGCGAUGUAUUCCAUUGAGUUUUCUGUGUGAUGGUGAGAAGGACUGCUCAGACGCCGCAGAUGAGCUGCAGAACUGCCCCAACCGCACCUGCCACAUGAACGAGUUUGCCUGUGCCAACGGUCGCUGCAUUCUGGUGCCUUUCCACUGUGACCGUGUGAAUGACUGUGGGGAUGGCAGUGAUGAGAUUGGGUGUGUGUACGACACCUGCUCCAGUCGUGAGUUCACCUGUCAGAAUGGAAUGUGUAUCCUGUCUACGUUUGUAUGCGAUGGAGAAGCUGACUGUCGGGACGGCUCUGAUGAGCUGGUGGGGUUGUGCAGGAGCCCAGAACCCACCUGUGCACCUGGACAAUUUCUGUGCAAUUCUGGUGAAUGCAUUGACAAUCACAAGGUCUGCAACCAGCAGAGGGACUGCUCUGACAAUAGUGAUGAGAAGGGGUGUGGCAUAAAUGAAUGCAUUAACCCAGCCGUCCAUCAGUGUGCACACAACUGCACAGACACUCCCACGGGUUACUACUGCUCCUGCAGGGAAGGCUACAAACUCAUGGCAGAUGGCAAGGCCUGUGAGGACAUAGAUGAGUGCAAGGAGAUGCCAGGAGUGUGCAGUCAGGUUUGCGAGAAUGCUGUGGGCACCUUCCACUGUAAGUGUGCCCCAGGAUAUUUACGGGAGCCCGAUGGCCGCACCUGCAGGCAGAACAGUGGGAUCUCUCCAUAUCUCCUCUAUAGCAACCGUUACUACAUCCGUAACCUGACUGCUGAUGGAUCUUCACUCUCAGUGGUUCUGCAGGGCCUGUCUAACGCUGUGGCUCUCGACUUUGAUAACUCUGAGAAACGUUUGUACUGGGUGGAUGUUGGCAUAAUGCGUAUUGAAAGGAUGAAUUUAGAUGGGACAGGGAGGGAGGUUGUAUUGCAGCAUGAUCUGGUUGGAACAGAGGGCCUGGCUGUGGACUGGGUGGGCCGGAAGCUGUACUGGACUGAUGCCACCAUGGGAGCCAUUCACGUAUCUGAACUUGAUGGACGUUACCGGAAGAAGCUCCUCCAAGGAUGUGUUGACGCCAACUCUACAUACUGCUUUGCCAAUCCUCGGGCUGUUGCUGUCAACCCUAAAUAUGGAUGGCUAUAUUGGACAGACUGGGGAAGGACAGCCUUCAUUGGCAGAGCUGGCAUGGAUGGAUCCAGUGCAUCAGCAAUCAUCACUUCAAAGCUGGUGUGGCCAAAUGGCCUGACCAUUGACUACACCAAUAACAAAAUAUUUUUUGCUGAUGCUCACCUCAAUUUCCUUGAUUAUGCUGAUAUGGAUGGACAGAACAGACACAGGGCUAUAGCUGGCUCUUUGCCUCAUGCUUAUGCUUUGACCCUGUUUGAAGACUCUGUAUUCUGGACAGACUGGAACACCCACACCAUAGAGAGGGCCCACAAGUACACCGGUGCUGACCGUGUUGUCAUGGGCAACAACACACACCGCCCAAAUGACAUCCACAUCUACCAUCCUUACAGACAGCCACGCAGUGAGAAUCCCUGCAAUGAUCAUUUCCUAAUCUGUAGUCAUCUGUGUCUGAUUGGGCCGGGUGGCACAUCUGCCUCAUGCGUGUGUCCGGAUCACUUUAUUGGUCUGGCUAUUGGCUUUAAGAUCCAGUGUGUGGCAGACUGCUCCAGCACUCAGUUCCGCUGUGGCGACAAUGAAAAGUGUAUUCCCAUAUGGUGGAAGUGCGAUGGUCAGUCAGACUGUGGGGAUGGCUCAGAUGAACCUCAGACUUGUCCUCCACGUUACUGUCCGAUUGGACGAUUCCAGUGCCAAGACAAAAACUGCACCUACCCAUUUUUUCUGUGUGAUGGCCACAAGGACUGCCCUGAUGGAUCUGAUGAAGACGCAGCACUAUGCAGUGACCACCGUUGCUCAGAGAAUCAGUUUCAGUGUACAAACAAGCUCUGUAUCCCGAUAUCUUGGCACUGUGAUGGUGUGCAGGACUGUUCUGAUGGCAGCGAUGAGGAAGCAGAGAGCUGUGCACAGAAGACUUGCAAACCUGGACAGUUCCAAUGCAAAAAUGGACGUUGUAUACCACCAAGUUAUGUAUGCGAUGCGCAAGACGACUGUGGAGACAACUCAGAUGAGCCAUAUGAUAUAUGUAUGGGUCCUGAUCAUAAGUGUGAUGCAGAUACAGAGUUCUCCUGCAAGACAAACUAUCGCUGUAUACCUCAGUGGGCAGUCUGUGAUGGCACCAAUGACUGCAUAGACAACAGUGAUGAGCAGGGCUGCCAUGAGUUGACCUGUGAACCUCUGGGAGAUUUCCGCUGUGAUAACCAUCGCUGUGUGCCCAUUCGCUGGCGUUGUGAUGGGAACAAUGACUGUGGAGAUGGAUCUGAUGAGAGAAACUGUGAACCCAGACCUUGCUCUGAGAGUGAGUAUCGCUGUGACAACCAGCAGUGCAUUCCAGGAGCAUGGGUUUGUGACCAUGACAAUGACUGUGGGGACAAUUCCGAUGAGAGGGACUGUGAGCUGCUGACCUGUCGUCCUGGAACAUUCCAGUGUUCAUCUGGACACUGCAUUCCAGAAGCUCUUAAAUGUGAUGGCCGUCCCGACUGCAUGGACUUUUCUGAUGAGUCCACAUGCCCAACUCGCUAUCCUGGAGGACGAUGGUGUCCAGCACAUCAGUUCCAGUGUGACAACAAGGUGUGUGUGAACCAGCAGUGGGUGUGUGAUGGCUUCAAUGACUGCAGAGACAGCUCAGAUGAACAACUUAUCUUCUGCUGGAACAUCACUUGUGAAAUGCCAGUCAAGUUCCGCUGUGACAAUGGCUUCUGCAUUUAUAGUGGUCUCAUGUGCAACCAAAAAGACGACUGUGGGGAUGGCAGUGACGAAAAAGAAGACCUCUGUAAAGAGCCCACUCUCGCUCCUUGUACACCCAAUGAGUUUAAAUGCACUAAUGGACACUGUGUGGCUCUGCCCUAUGUGUGUGACCACAAUGACAACUGUGGAGACCUUACUGAUGAAUUGGGCUGCAAUUUUGGUCACGACCGCACCUGUGAUGAGAAAUUAUGUCAGCAUGAGUGUACAAACCUGAAUGGCACUGGCUUCAUCUGUUCUUGUAGGCCAGGCUAUGCUGUAGAUCCAGACAACACCUUCCGCUGCAGUGAUAUAAAUGAGUGUUUAGGGUAUGCCACUUGCCCACAGGUCUGCAAGAACUCUAAAGGAAGCUAUGAUUGUGAGUGUGCCCAGGGGUACAGGAAAGUGGGCACAGGCAAUGAGUGUGUGGCUAAAGGUCCAGGGCCGCUGCUCCUGCUGCCGGAGAACAUCCGCAUCCGCCGCUUCAACCUCCAGACAGAGGAGUACCACAACUUCCUGCAGGAAGAGGAGCGCAUUGUGGCCCUGGACUAUGACUGGGACCACAACAACACUGGAUUUAGUAUGGUGUAUUUUACAGUAGAAGGGAAGGGUGCACUGCCUGGUGCCAUUAAAAGAGCUUAUCUGCCUGAUGUCGAUGAUCACAGUAAUAACAUUGCUGCUGCCGUUGACCUGGACAUCAAGUAUAUCACCAAGCCAUAUGGGAUUGCAGUGGACUGGGUUGGCAGGAAUUUGUACUGGGCUGAUGCCCAGCUCAAACGCCUGGAGGUUGCCAUGCUGGAUGGACGUUACAGGAAGCAUCUGAUUAAGACUGACCUAGGACAACCAAAUUCUGUAGCUCUUAAUCCUCGCUUGGGGAUGCUUUACUGGAGUGACAAUGGCCCCACACCUCGCAUCGAGGCCUCCUGGUUGGAUGGUCAAGAGAGGAGGGUUCUGGUGGACAGUGCUUUGGGAUGGCCUACAGGCCUGUCCAUCGACUUCACUAACAAUGACCGAAUCUAUUGGUCAGAUGCAAAGGAGAGUCGCAUUGAGUCCAUUCUGCCAGAUGGACAAGACAGACGCACAGCAGUUUUCAUAGAUGUGAGAAAUCCUUUCAGUGUGGAUGUGUUUGAGGACCAUGUGUACUGGAGCACGCAGGAGAAGGGUGAAGUUUUCAGACAGGACAAGUUUGGCAAAGGCGCCAAAACCAGACUCUUGACAGCAGGGCCCUGGCUCACCCAGAUCAACGUUUACCAGCAGCAGAAAUACAACUCUAUAGCCAUGAAGAACCCUUGUAGGGGCACAUGCAGUCACCUGUGUCUGUUAAGACCUGGAGGCUACACCUGUGCCUGCCCAGAGGGCACCAGCUUCUUCCCUGGCAGCAGCACGGAGUGUGACGCAGGAAUUGAUCCUGAACCCACCAUGCCCCCUCCAUGCCAGUGCAUGAAUGGUGGAACCUGCUACUUUGAUGACAAUAAGGCGCUCUGCAUCUGUCCUCCUGAUUGGAAAGGAGAUUUCUGCCAGACUAGUGUUUAUGGUGUAGUCACAACCUCAGUUGCAAUUGCUCUUGGAGUUACAGUGGUUGUGGCUCUUUUCCUGGGAUGUCUGAUAUAUUCUGCCCAUAAGAAAUCAAAAAUCAUGGAUGCUCUGCAUAACAUCAAUCUACCCAUCAGCAUAUCUAUCUUCAGCAGUUUCUGGGGUGGUUCCUCUGAAUCAUCUAACAACCCACCAGAAUCCAGAGAAGAUAAUGACAACAAAAACAUUCCCAAAGAGGAGUCCAACACAUCAAUAGAAGUGGAGGGAACAGGGAAAAGUUUUGAAAACCCAGCAUACAGUGCUGAGGGAGAAGCACAAGGCUCUCCCGCUGCCCCUACUACUGUAGCAACUACAGUCAUCAGCGUGCCUGCCAUAGAGAGUAUUGAAAACCCAGUCUAUGCCUCUGAGAUGAGCCCUGUGACCCAGCCAAAUGAUGCUGUAACCCCCAUCAAAACAGACGCCAUUCCAGCCAACACUGAGCCUGACAAGGGUAGCAAGGCUGAUACGUCACAGCUGCAGACCGAGGUGGAUACAGAUGAUAUGUUCGCCAACCCAUUGUAUAUGGAUUCACCAUUCACAAGCAGCCAGGGAGAGUCUACAAUCUGAAGACAAUUUGAUAUCAUCUUGCAUGACUGGUUCUCAGUCACUGUGGCAGCUAAGACUUAUGGCUGCUAAAUUAUGGCUGCAGUAUACUAUCCAUCAAUGUGAUUUAGGUCUGAAUGCAGUAUGCAGGGAGUUACAACAAAGUUUUGGAUGACAAACACUCAGUAAACUCUUUGAUUACACAUUACUUUUGAUGUAUUUUUAUAUAUAAAGCUUUGCAAUGGGAUAGGUUAGUAUUGUUGAUUACACAUACCUUUUAAUGUAUUUUUAUAGAUAAAGCUUUGCCCUGUGGUACUUUAGAUAUAUUGCCUUGUCUGUAAAUUGAUGUAAUGAUUUUCAUCAAAUUACUGAUGCAUUGUCUGCCUGACAAAGUCUAGAAUGUAUGGGAUCAGAAUAUAAUGCUGUUUGUAUUAUUUUGUUAAGAUAUUAAUAAAAUGUAAUUAUGUCUUGCAAAAGGUUUUUGAUGAAUUGUCGAACUUUUCUUUUCUUACUCAGUAUUUUAUUUAUUUAUUUUAUUUUAUUUUAUUUUUUGGCUUGUUUUCCAUUCUAAGCAUCCUUAAAACUUUUCCUUGAAGAACAAAAUAUAAUUGCAAAAAAUAACAGCAAAAAAAAUUAUAUAACUGCCAACUUAGAAUUUGUAUCUUCCAAAAAAAUAAAUAAUAAAAUAUCCAAGCAUCCUUAAAACAUAUCCUUGAGGAGUAAAAUAUAAUUGAAAAAAAAAAAUAACAGCAACAAUAAUUUAAUAACUACAAAAAAUAUUUUUCUUUCUCAGUAUAUACCCCCCACUAAAUAUAUCUAAAUAUUCAUAAAACAUUUUCUUGAAGAGCAAAAUCACAAGAUAUUAAGGCUUGUUUUCAAAGAAAACAAGAAAAUCAAAGAAAAACAUUUCUCACCCCAUUGGCAAUUUUGUUCUUGUUUUAAG
This is a messenger RNA of Myxocyprinus asiaticus (Chinese sucker), 14755 nucleotides long. RefSeq names its product low density lipoprotein receptor-related protein 2b (gene lrp2b). Bases 1 to 13836 code for a protein of 4611 amino acids. The transcript is spliced from 79 exons. The record is from RefSeq and is a predicted model, not a curated record. Gene Ontology annotation, molecular function: protein binding; calcium ion binding. Lineage: Eukaryota; Metazoa; Chordata; Actinopteri; Cypriniformes; Catostomidae.